UAAGCCACUAUGAAAUGGGAGAAGUUAAAACCUCCAGAACCUGACGAUCCAAUGUGUUGCUGUGAAUGCGACAUAUUCCAGAACGGGUGUUGUUGUGACUGUGAGGAUCUGAAUGAGGCCUUCAACAGAUGGCUGAGAGACAAGGCGCCAAAGAGUGGAUGCCAUUCAUUUCUACUGGUAGCCUUAAUUGACAACUUGGAGAUCUCCCUGGUUCCUGCACUGGUUCUUCUGCCACUCCUGAUACGUGUGGCGGCGCUGCACUAUCUGCUAGGUAUCAUGAUCCUAACGGCUCUACCUGGCUUGGUGCUAUGGCUCUACUAUGCCACCCACAAAAGGAAAAGACGCACGCUCUUCUUCCUCACCCUGGCGCUCUACUCUCUCGCCUACAUGUAUUACCUCUUCAUCACUGAGAUUUUACCUCGUGGAGAUGUGAGUCAGGGGCAACUGUGCACUGUGACCACUGGGAUGAUCUUCACAAUUGUCUCUCUGGUUCGGACCAAGAGAGGCCCGGGGAUUGUCAGUAGCACACCACAUGAGGACAUCAACGGUUCAUCACAUCUUACUGUAUCAGUGCUGUCAGAGGCCUCCUCACCUCUCUCAGAAUCAAGACCUGUGGGAAAAUGGAGCCGCUGUUCUAUUUGCAAAAUCCUACGACCACCUCGAGCGGGACACUGUAGAACAUGCGGAGCAUGUGUACAUCGCCUGGACCACCACUGUGUCUGGAUAAACAGUUGUGUAGGACAGGGUAACCACCGCAGCUUCCUGUUGACUCUGUGUGUGUUCCUGCUGACAUCUCUGUACGGGAUCAGUUUGGUGCUCCGCAGCCUGUGCCCUCAACAGUAUCUAGUCAGCGCACUCUUCUACUGCCCUGGGGUCUACUCUCAAACCAGCUCAGCAAUCUGCUUCACCUGUGCCUGGUACAGUGUCAUAGUUACAGGGGGGCUGCUGUACCUAUUGGUGUCACAAGUAGUGAAUAUCAGCUUCAACGUGACCGAGCGAGAAGCUCAGCUGGCCCUGAGGAACAAAACGGCUCGAAGUCGUCUGUGGGGGCUCGCCAUCACCACGGGAACAUAUUCACGGGGCUUCUACCAGAACUGGGUUGACUUCCUCACUAUGGCUGAUGCCAUGGCAGGAAAGUGGUACCUGAUCGGUUUUGCCUCAAAUGACCAAUGGUUUGUCCAACACCGUGAUGGCAUGAAAAUGGGCACAGCCAUGCUCAACCCGACUCCAGACGGUGACCUGGAUAUUUCAUAUGCAAGUCUAAAAGCUGAUGGAACAUGUUGGAGAAUGAACAACCUUGCCAAGAAGACUGAUGUGCCUGGAAAGUUCACAUACACAAGUUGGGGGAAUGAAAAUGACCUGCGUCUGCUGGACGUCAGUUACGACCAGUACGCCUUAACACACACCGUUAAGACAGAAGGGGGUAACCCCACUGUUGUAAACAAGCUAUAUGGUCGUGGAGUGGAUCUCAGCCCAGAUCUGCUGGAGAAAUUCAGGCAGUUCUCUCUACAAACCGGAAUUCUACCUGAAAACAUUGCGUUCCUCCCAAGAAAUGGUGAGUGCACAGCUGCCUAGCUUCCUGCAAACGUCAGCUCACCUCAAUGAUGUAGUCGAGACAAACAGAACGUGUAAAAAUGUGUGCUAAUAAAAAGUGAAAGCUGAAAUACUUUGGUUUUUUUUAUUACCUUUU
Molecule: messenger RNA, 1690 nt
Organism: Corythoichthys intestinalis (scribbled pipefish)
Lineage: Eukaryota; Metazoa; Chordata; Actinopteri; Syngnathiformes; Syngnathidae
Product: palmitoyltransferase ZDHHC23-A-like
Exons: 9
Coding region: 10-1575 (521 amino acids)
Biological process (GO): peptidyl-L-cysteine S-palmitoylation; protein targeting to membrane
Cellular component (GO): Golgi apparatus; endoplasmic reticulum
Molecular function (GO): protein-cysteine S-palmitoyltransferase activity
Source: RefSeq, a predicted model, not a curated record